GUUUGAAAGUCGGAAAGGCGAGGGUCCCAAUCGAAUCGAAAUCGAAGGAUGUGAAUCGAGUGAAAUCCUGUGAAAGAUACCCGCGAAUCGGAACAGGAUAUAGCUAGUGAAGGACUAAAAAAACGUUGGGACUCGGUUGGUUUCCGGAAACACAAAAAACAGCACCGCCUCGCUCAACGGAAUUCAGUUUUCGCGACCUAUUCGCCUGUUCUAACCCCUCUCUCCGUGUUUUCCAGUACAUUUUGUGUGCAUAUACUAGAAAAAAAGUGAUGUGAGCAGAGAACCGCGACCCGACGCCACUGACAUAAAUUCCUAUUUUUAACUUUCCUGGGGCCAAAUCGCCACCGAUGCGGAAUCAAUUCCGAAUCGCCAGCCGUAUGCAAAUUGUGCUGAAACUAAGGCGAGAAAAGGCUGCGGAAAUCCCUUCCAGUUAACAAUUUAAAGUUAUUUCGCCUGUGGCUUCCAAACCGUUUGACAAUCGUCUCUCUCGCUGUCUCUGUCUCUCUCUAUCGGAGUGUCUCUCUCGCACACUGGAUAUCGGUGUUUUUGUGUCAGUGUCAAAAUCGAAUACCGCCUAACCCCAUGAUUACAAUCGUUAGCCUUAGAAUAUUGCCAAUGUCAAUGCUAAUCAUACACAAAAGUGCUAUAAUUAAACUUUUGUGUCCUGCCAAAAAACAAGUCGAAAGUGGAAUAUGCUAGAGAAAUCCUAAAUAAGCCUGAGCAUCCAUUUUAGAGUGCUUUUAUAGUCUUUUUACAAAACACAAAUACAAACUAGUGGUGAUUGCAAUCCAACCAGCUCGCAUUGGUUUCAUAAGGUGCUUAGUGUGCAGAAACGCAGUUAUUCCUCCGAAUAAGUACAAAGAUAUCCCCCCGAAAACCACUCGUCUUGCCAACUCUACGCUCACCGAAAGCGGAUAGUAAUAAAAAUAGUCUUGCUAUAAACAUACGUAACCAUUGCCAGCUCAACGACUUGCCCACCAGCAUCAUCACCACCUCCUCCGCCAUCAUCAUCAUCAUCAGCACCGCACUCGCACCAUCUGGUGGUGCUGGUGUUGCUGUUGUCCUCGCACCGGGUCGUCGGAAACAUCGGCAAGAUAUCUUCGUUCGAAGAAGACUACCGGGCUGACAGGCCCAUGGUGCAGCGCGCCUCAUCCUCGGAUGCACCCUCCGUUCAGGGUGGCCAACAUCGAGAGUCUCGAUUUGGCCUUGGAUACCCCUCCUACCAGAGUGGAUACAACAAACUGUUCACACAGGGUUCUGCCGACUCGAACUACUCACAACCGUCAUCCGAUCUGUCGCUAGACGAGGAAAAGGAAUCGCUUCGGCGAGAAAAGGAACGUCAGGCCUUAAGCCAGUUGGAUAAAGCGAGGAGCAAACCAGUGGCGUUCGCUGUGCGAACCAACGUAGCAUACGAUGGCGCUAUCGACGACGAUUCGCCGGUGCAGGGCGGCGCAGUUUCGUUCGAGAUCCGGGAGUUCCUGCACAUCAAAGAGAAGUACGACAAUAACUGGUGGAUCGGCCGGCUGGUCAAGGAGGGCUGUGAUGUGGGCUUCAUACCCAGCCCCGCUAAGCUAGACAACAUUCGCAUGCAGAACCAAACCAGACCCUCAAGACUGUAUGGCACAAAGGGCUCGUCGAGCGGGAAUCUUGGUGCGGGCGGACAAGCAGGUGCGGAGCCAUCUCGAGGUAGCACACCCCCCACACCUGGUGACGAAUCAGAUUCCAUGGGACCAGGACGACAUGGCAAGACCCCGGUGGCGUCGGCCAACAAGGAGAAGCGCAAGCCGUUCUUCAAGAAGCAGGAGACGGCCAGUCCCUACGACGUGGUGCCCUCGAUGCGGCCCGUAGUCCUGGUGGGGCCCAGUCUCAAGGGCUACGAGGUGACCGACAUGAUGCAGAAGGCCCUCUUCGACUUCCUCAAGCACCGCUUCGAGGGCCGCAUCAUCAUCACGCGGGUGAUGGCCGACAUCUCGCUGGCCAAGCGCUCCAUCAUGAACAAUCCCUCGAAGCGGGCCAUCAUGGAGCGAUCCUCCAGCCGGAGCGACUGCCUCGGCAAGGUGCAGGAGGAGAUCGAGCGCAUCUUCGAGCUGGCCCGCUCGCUCCAGCUGGUCGUGCUCGAUUGUGAUACAAUCAAUCAUCCGUCACAACUAGCGAAAACUUCAUUAGCGCCAACAAUAGUGUACUUAAAGAUUAGUAGUAGUAAGGUUUUACAGCGUUUGAUCAAAUCACGUGGCAAGUCGCAGGCGAAAAACCUCUCCGUUCAAAUGGUCGCCGCCGAGAAGCUAGCCCAAUGUCCACCGGAUAUGUUCGAUGUAAUCCUAGACGAGAAUCAGCUGGAAGACGCCUGCGAGCACAUUGCGGAGUACUUGGAGACCUACUGGAAGGCCACCCAUCCGGAUAUAAGAGCCGUGCCGCCCAUCGCCCGCCCCCUGCCGCAGGAGGCCUCGCCCUCCGCCGAUCCCGCGCGUCUGGGUCCGACGCCUCCAGUAGAUGGCGAGGAGUUUAUCGAUGAGCAGGAUCAGGACCCCAGGAUGGGCAAUUCCGGCGGAGAGCGCGAGGGAAGUCGGGAGCGCGAUCGCGAUAGCAGGGAAAGGGAGCGCGAGAGGGAGCGGGAGCGGGAUUACUGGGAUCGGGAGUUCAACAGAGAUCGCAGCUCCAAGGAUCGGGAGAGGGACCUCGAGUGGGAGCGGGAGAGGGCUCGCGAGUGGGAGAGAGAGCGGGAACGAGAUUGGGAUAGAGAGUUCGAUUGGGACCAAGGAGGAACCUCUUACCAGCACAGCCGCCGACAACCGACCUCGGGUCGCCACCAGGAGCGCGGCGGCGGCGUUGGCGGUGGCUACGAGCGGGAUCGCGAGCGGGAGCGGUACGAGCGGCGCGAACGGGACCUAAUGCACUACGACCUGAACAGCGACGAGCUGCUGGACGAGCGCAACUUUGAGUAUCCGGCGAUGAGGAGCGGUCCCAGCGGCGCCUCCCACCACGGCCACCUGUCCAGGGGCGGGCGCCUGCUGGACGAUCCCGAGUUUGAGCGCGAGGAGGCCCAGAUGAGGAUGAGCAGCUCCCGCUACGGACCCUCGACCCGGAUCGACGACCCCCGGGAUCUGCCGCGGGGCGCCACCGUUGUCGAUCGCGAUGAAUACAGUCCGCACAGAGGUGGUGGGAGUAGUAGGAGAAUGCUUAAUGCCAUGUCGUCCAGACCUUUGGGCCUGCCCCGCCAAUCCUCCCUGCCCAGCAAUAGAGCCCCCACGUCCUACCUGCCCCGCCAGUCGUCCCUGGGCACCCACUGGCUGUCCUCCUCCUCCCAAAGUCCCCUCGAUCCCGGAACCCAAUCUCGCCGAGAGCUUUAUCCACUGCUGCACCAGCCGCAGUCGUAUCCCCAGGCCAGAUCCCAGUACACCCACUCGUACACAGCCGCUCCCCAGCACACAAGUCAGUCGCGUUCCCAGUCGCACUCGCACUCCCAGUAUCGGUACUCCGUGCAGGACACGUCCUUCGCCCACCCACCAAGAUCCCUGCGCGAGGAGUUCCUCAGUCCCACCAUGAGCAAGGUCGAAGCUGUCACGCACGCCAUUCGCAACAAGAUCAUCGUGGAGGAGGACGAGGAGGACAUCCUGAGCACGGAUCGGUUCUAUUAAAGAGAUUUCAGUCGCCACCCCGCGUCGAUUAGGUUUGGGUUACUUUUUUGAGGGCCGGAAAGCGAAAGCAGCAGUGCCAAAACACACGACACAUUUGUAAAUGUUCCAUUCGAAGAUCAGAUCAAUUUGGUAGCAACACACAGACACAACACACGAACAGAAACAGAAACACACAAAGUAGCUGGUUAAAUAUAAAGUGAGCGUUAAAGCGGCGGUUAAAGCGAACGUUAAAGCAAACCAAGGAAGCAGCCCAAUGCCAAGUGGGGCCUUAUGUGUCUUAAAUGCUAUAGCUAUAGCUAAGUGUAAUCAGAUUUUAUUUGAGUAAUGUGAAUUUAAAUUAAAUGGUCUAAGCCUAAGAUUUAAGCUAGUCGACAGAUGAAAAUUAAAAGUUAAAGGGAGUCCGCAGCCACCCAACAACAUUUGUUGGUCCCCCAAUGGGUCUCGUAUUUGUUAUGCAAUCGAUUGACUAAGUACAUACAUAAGUGUCAGCUUUAAUAAUUUAGUGAACGUGUCUUAAUCUAAGUCGAGCCACACAAGCACACACCCACACCCGCACACACACCCGAACACACACCAACACACACUCAGUUGACUGUGAACCGAUUGAAAUCUCUUUAAUCUCAAAUCGAUGCCUAAUUCUCGCAUCAUCCUUCUUCUUCCUCUGCGCAGAAUUGAUAUCUUCACACUUUCUUCAGCCCAUCUGCUAGGAAUUUUUCUAGUUGAAAAAAGAACACGUAGGACUACAGUGCGUUUCACAGCCAAAUAAGUACUCCUAAAAUAAUUAAGUUUAACUAAAUUCACGCAUCAUCUUUAUAACAUUCUUAUUAUUUUUCACUUAGAAUCUACUUUUGGUGACUGAUAAAAACUUGGAUCUUCCUGAAAUUUGAUUUCAUCACGUGUACCUUAACCGAACUGUCUGAAUAUUAGCAAAUAUUUCUUCAUAAACACAUCCAAUUUAUUAUAUUUAGACAUAGGAUUAUAUGUGAGAUCAAUUUUUUUUUACCAAUCAAGUUUCACAAGAAAUCUGGUGUUCAAUUAUGGAGUUCACAUAUAAUCCCAAGUUUAAUUAUAAUACUUAAUUCAAUACUUACAAAUUCAGCUUAAAUGAAACGCACUUUGUAGACUUCCUUCUUCCAACAGCAAUACUUUCGACCUAGAUACCUUGUCACACCAUAUCAUGCCACACACCUGCCAAAAAGCGCACAGUUCGCGAUCGCAGUUCAAAAUUUAAGUUGGACUGCUCGCGAACAGGCCUCCAAUCUGGGUCGGGAUCGAAGAUAGAUCACUGCGACGACCCGGGUUCAGGUAUAGCGAUUUAAACUACCAGUGCCUUAUAAACCAUCAAAUCGAGUUACACAACCGCACCCCACUCCACUCCAGAUAUCUUGCAUUUCCCGGCCAAAAAGGAUCAUCCUGUUCACAUAUACCAUCCGCUAAAGUCGAAUGCGUCAAAAUUAUUGUUCAAGUAAUGUAAGUACCUACACGUAAUGUCGAGACAAGAAACGUUGAUCUGGCCCAUUCCGAACGAGCACUCCUUUUACAAUUCCAACCACCAUGCUAAAUUUGUCGAUCAUUAGUUGUCGAACUGAGCUAGCGCCCAACAAUGAUGAACCGCACUGCAUUCAAAUCGAUCGCCACCUCGAGUAAGAGUUGAUGUAUAGCUACUAGCUAGUUGAUCUGUAAGCACACCCACAGAACCCAUCCUACUGUCCAAGGACUACAGCUGGAACCUCACGGGGACGAUGUUUGUAGAACCGUGUAGCGGACAGGCCAGGCCAUGAAGCCGAAAAUUAAAGCAAAAAUCUAGUACUUUUUUAUAUAAGAGAUACAAGGUGAUAUAACUAAAUUUUGGAAAGCAAAUUUGAACAGCGCACGACAUAUACAGAUACCUAGAUGAAAUUGUUAGCAACAUUCAGGAGGGGAAGGAUUAGAACCUAGGGGGACUGCAAAAUAAAGGAAUAACCUCUGAGAAAACACAUUCAGAGGUAUAUUUCCGAAUUACUUUCGAAAUGCAUAGCUCUGGAGUAUGAACGCCUUUCCCUUGAAGCGAAAUUGGAUGGGGUUGGCCAAGGCACUGGAGGCGCUUUAACGAGGAACAAAACAUUUAAAUAUAAUGGAAAGCAGCAUACGAUACGCAAGCACUUCUUGUAAAAAGUGGCAAACAAAAAUGAUCUAUGUAUUAGCUAAACCUAAAUGAAAUAUUACUUUUUAAUACUAGCGUAAAGUUAAAAACAAAACUAGAUACGAUCCUUCGCAGCUAAGGAGGGGACAAACGGAAUACUUAAGUUUAAAAGAUCAGUCGAUGAGAAUGUGUAUGUAAGAAUAUUGCACAUAAUUCACAGAACUGGUAAUUCAAUAUAUGAUAAUGGUAUAUAUUAAAAGGUACACACAUUUAUAAAGGUACAUAUACAUUUAUACAUGGAUAUGUAUGUUCUUACUAUAAUUAACAAAAUUUAAACCAAAACAGAUACAUCAGCCGGCAUUUUGUAAGCGUGAAAACCGAAAUAUAAAAAGUAAUAUGGAAUAAAAAUAAUAGAUUAUCCCAGAUAUUGUUAGAUACUUUCUGGAAACGGAAAGGCGAACUUUGCCAUGAAAAUUUCAUCAGAUCUGAUAGGAAUUAUGUUGAAAAUAUUUUGUAAGAUGCCUUAAAUUUCUCAACUAAAAUUCUUUGAAAGUUUCGGAAAACAAAACUUGAUAAAUUCAUAUAUUCCAUUACAUAACCUUCUUGCAGGUGGACUAAAAGUCUGCAUACAUUUUUGCAAAAAAACAGGUUUGCUUCUAAUAUAUAUAGCAAUUUUUUGUAAUAAUCAAAUCUUAUUUCCGAUUAACAAACAAACGAAAACAAAAACCAAGCAAUUUAAAUUUGUUGACACUCUAAAAAACUAAAAGAAACACACAAAUGCAAACAAAUUUUAUAGCAAGAAUACUGAAACUUUAAGGAGGAUACGCCUAUAUAUAAUUAAAUUUAGCGGUAAUAACUUCUCUACUUUUCAAGCCACUUUAAUAAGAAAAGCAAACCUUAUUUUUUUAGCCUAAAUCCCCUAUUAAACUGAAAAUAAAAGUGGAAAGAUUGACAAGAGCACGCCUGAGAAUUCCCUAUUCAAUAUAUUAUGAUUAACCAAAAGAUCCCCACACCGAAUACCCCAGAAAAAUAAACACGAACUAAUUGUGGAAAUAUCAACCCGAAUCCAAAUUUAUAUAGGAUAUUUUAUACAUGCAAAACAUAUACAUAUUGUAAAAAAAAGAGAAAACAGUAACUAAAACCCAAUCAGCAAUUUCCAAGAAUUGUAUGUAAAUAGUUUAUGAUAUUUAAAUAUGUUAACAAAUUAUUUUGUUACGAACUUUGUAAUAUUCCUUUAAUUUAAUGGUAAGGAUGAUCAUCUGCAAUCUCCUCGGCCAUGUUUUGUUGAUUUGUUUUCAUUUUUCGCAUUCAAAUGUUGUUCACAAUAUGUUUUUGGAAAAUACGUAGUUAAAUGAAAGCUAAAUUGCAAUUAAAAGCAAAUACAAUAAAAAUAUUGAAAAUAAA
Molecule: messenger RNA, 7161 nt
Organism: Drosophila subpulchrella
Lineage: Eukaryota; Metazoa; Arthropoda; Insecta; Diptera; Drosophilidae
Gene: Ca-beta
Product: voltage-dependent L-type calcium channel subunit beta-1
Exons: 10
Coding region: 1134-3635 (833 amino acids)
Biological process (GO): regulation of voltage-gated calcium channel activity; chemical synaptic transmission; neuromuscular junction development
Cellular component (GO): voltage-gated calcium channel complex
Molecular function (GO): high voltage-gated calcium channel activity; protein binding
Source: RefSeq, a predicted model, not a curated record